Molecule: messenger RNA, 732 nt
Organism: Trichobilharzia szidati
Lineage: Eukaryota; Metazoa; Platyhelminthes; Trematoda; Strigeidida; Schistosomatidae
Source: the annotation of a GenBank genome assembly
AUGGUUACUGUUGGCGCGAUUUCUGCUAAACUUACGGAUCUGCAGAAUAAUAUAACGAAACUCUCCCUUGAACUAGAUGCAAAACGUAAAGAAAAGGAGUCCCAGAGAAAUGUUAUCAAAAAGCUUGACGCAGAAAUUAAAGACAAACAUAGAUUUGUUGAUAGUCUAGAGCAAAAGAGUGAACAACAUGCAGACUCCAUUAAGGCGAAUACUGAGCGUCAGAAUGAACUUCAGAAAUCUGCGGCUGAAUGUCAAAAAGCACACGAAUCCCUAGAAAAGCGUCUGGAAAGCCAAGAAGAGACUAUCAGGUCUCUAGAGGAUGAAGUUAGUGAAGCACAGAGUCAAGCGAGGUCUUCAGCUCAGAUCUACGACGAGACUCUCAAACAACUUCAAGAAAAAUUGGAAGUAGUAGAGAAGUAUGAGAAAAAGGAAGAGUCUCUCCUAAAGAACAUAAAAGAGUUGAAAGAUGAGAUAAAUUCGCAUGGCAACAAACUUCGUCGUAUGGAUGCGCAAGAAAAUGAGACAAAUAAACGCAUACAAGGACUAGAAGAGAAAAUUAAGCAAUUGUCAGAACAAAUUACUCUGGCUACUCAACGUGCUGUUAACGCUGAGCAGGAAGCUGAAAGUCUGUCAGCAGAAUUAGCUGUUCUAGAAGAAGAAGCAGAUGAAUGGAAUGAAAAAUCGAAUAAUAUUCAAGAACAACUUGAUAUGGUUAGAAGUACAGAAAUUUAA